GCGGGGACGGUGCUCCGCGGAGCGCUCUCCGCAGCCUGGCAGCAGCCCUCCGCCCCGCGGAAAGCGGGGGCCCUGAUCCGUGCGCUUCACACCCAACCACCCCAAGGCUGGCGUGAGGGGUCAGCUGAUCCCGCCGGGCCGGCUUUUGUCGCCACUUCCCGCGGCCUGGCUCCUGGGUCCGGCCACAAGGUCCCAUGGCUGCUCCCGAGCUGGCACUGGUGUCAUUCGAAGACGUGGCCGUGACCUUCACCAGGGAGGAGUGGAGACAUCUGAACCUGGCCCAGAGGACCUUAUACCAGGAGGUGACGCUGGAGACUUGUGGGCUCCUAGUCUCUCUGGGGCAUCCUGUCCCCAAACCAGAGCUGAUCUAUCUACCAGAACUUGGGCAAGAACUACGGACAGUGAGGAGAAGCCGCUCCCAACACGCCCGUGGAGGUGACAGAGUGAAACCCACAACCACAGAGCCUGCUGCUGCCCAGCAGGCUUCCACCAAGGAAGCCUCCUCUGAGGAAUGCGUAACAGACAGCGCCUCGAGGGAGGUGAUCCUGGAGCAUCAAGAACUGGGCCCUGGUCCGGCACAAGCAGAUUCAUACCGGGGUAAAACCCUAUGA
Condylura cristata (star-nosed mole) is the source of this 611-nucleotide messenger RNA. RefSeq names its product zinc finger protein 599. NCBI's taxonomy places the organism in Eukaryota, Metazoa, Chordata, Mammalia, Eulipotyphla, Talpidae. The transcript has 5 exons. Bases 195 to 611 code for a protein of 138 amino acids. The record is from RefSeq and is a predicted model, not a curated record. Gene Ontology annotation, biological process: regulation of DNA-templated transcription.